Molecule: messenger RNA, 210 nt
Organism: Botrytis fragariae
Lineage: Eukaryota; Fungi; Ascomycota; Leotiomycetes; Helotiales; Sclerotiniaceae
Exons: 3
Coding region: 1-210 (69 amino acids)
Source: RefSeq, a predicted model, not a curated record
AUGACCUGCAUGAACUUUGGCCAUUUCAAAGGCCGAUUCUUCAAGGGCCUGCGGAGAGGAACAGGGAAAAAACAAACCAAUGAUUCGAUUGGCAAUGGCGAGCCUGCUCCAAAGGUAUACACCACAGCCUUUGUAUCGUUUUGCUCUACAAUCCACAACGCCCACUCCAAUCACCCAGACGCCGACCUCAAAAUCUGGGGAAACACUUGA